AUGGAGCGAUGGAUCAUCAUCAUAUCGUUGAUUUUUGCACUGAUUACCAUUUGUGAGGGUAAUCUUUGUGGAAUUAUCAAUGGUUUGGUUCCAAAGUCGGAUGUUCUCGUUCAUUGUAAAUCCAAAGAAGACGAUCUUGGCGUUCACCUACUUCACUACAAUGCUACCUAUGAGUUUGAAUUCAAGCCCAACAUUUGGGGAACUACACGAUUCUACUGCAGCUUUACGUGGCCAUCCCGAAUUGAAUGGUUCGACAUUUACAAACACCAGAGGGAUGAACUGGCGUAUUGUUUGUGGAUGGUCAAGCCUGAUGGUCCAUCAACCUCCGUCAAAGACGAUGUAGAAUCAAAUUUAGAGGACAUGAGCAGCAUUACGGAGUUGGUUUUGAGAGUAGAAUUUGAUUGA
Prunus avium (sweet cherry) is the source of this 405-nucleotide messenger RNA. Its product is annotated as S-protein homolog 5-like. The record is from RefSeq and is a predicted model, not a curated record. Lineage: Eukaryota; Viridiplantae; Streptophyta; Magnoliopsida; Rosales; Rosaceae.